AGCCUGGCCGAGACAAUAGUGGUACCAACACCAUUGUGGGUACAUUCGAUACUAUUCAACUGCAUUCUUUGUUCCCUUUGAAAUACAUACCACAGAGCAAUAUGGGACGUGCACAAUACAAGCUGUAGGGACAUAACGAAUAGUUCACCAUAUCGCCCAUUCUCCUCGCUUGUCAAGUUGUUUUUGUGUGCAAGUUGUUGUUGAGGGUACCACAGAUACUCUCAUGGUCACGAUCAAGAAUCUGAUAACAUCUACUUUACUCUUUCUGUUAUACAACGGAGGAGAGUUACACCAGCUGUACAGUGUGAAAAGGACCGGGUGCUCUGUAGGUCUCCUCCCAGCCAGAUUCGGGGCACUAUGUUUCAGCCACCUAGUUGCAGCUGCUACAAACCAUAAUCCAUUUGACCGAGAGUCGCUGGGGCUAGUGCUAGCAUCAUUACAACACGGUUACCUACUGAUUCUAACUCUAGAAGCAACCUCACCUCUACUACUGGUGCUGUUGUACCUGGUGGUCGGUGCUGGGUUGAGAUGGUACAGGUCUCUUGGUUACUUCCUUUAUAAUCUUACUCCUAUCUAUACUACUGCUGCCAAGGUACUACAGUUGUACGAGAACCAAAAGUCCGGACACACGGGAAUGCUCUCUCCGAUCUCCACCCUUCACAUCCUACUACUCAGUAUACAUUACCUGCUGAAACUACCCUCCGAUAAUAUCAAGAUACGUAUCAUCUUGGUAGUGUGCUUUGUGACGAACUUGGUACAGUUAGGACAGUGUUGGGUAUUUUGGGAAGAGACAAGCGGGAUUGAGAGUGUGGGACAGGGGAAGGGAGGGUGUUUGUCUUAUCAGAUUGAGAGUGUGGGACAGGGGAAGGGAGGGUGUUUGUCUUAUCAGAUUGAGAGUGUGGGACAGGAGAAGGGAGGGUGUUUGUCUUACCAGAUUGAGAGUGUGGGACAGGGGAAGGGAGGGUGUUUGUCAUAUCAGAUUGAGAGUGUGGGACAGGGGAAGGGAGGGUGUUUGUCUUAUCAGAUUGAGAGUGUGGGACAGGGGAAGGGAGGGUGUUUGUCUUAUCAGAUUGAGAGUGUGGGACAGGGGAAGGGAGGGUGUUUGUCAUAUCAGAUUGAGAGUGUGGGACAGGGGAAGGGAGGGUGUUUGUCAUAUCAGAUUGAGAGUGUGGGACAGGGGAAGGGAGGGUGUUUGUCAUAUCAGAUUGAGAGUGUGAAACAGGAGAAGGGAGGGUGUUUGUCUUAUCAGAUUGAGAGUGUGGGACAGGGGAAGGGAGGGUGUUUGUCUUGA
This is a messenger RNA of Bolinopsis microptera, 1291 nucleotides long. RefSeq lists its product as uncharacterized. The transcript is spliced from 5 exons. The coding region runs from base 224 to 1291 and encodes 355 amino acids. The record is from RefSeq and is a predicted model, not a curated record. NCBI's taxonomy places the organism in Eukaryota, Metazoa, Ctenophora, Tentaculata, Lobata, Bolinopsidae.